ACGCUCAUAGCGGCGAUUAUUGAAAUUAAUUGAGAGAUUAAUCGUAGCAGAUGCGUUUUCCUGCAGAUAACGCUGUGAAUUUGGAAAUUUACGGAUUUGGCCACCGCAUUGUUUCUUGCUAUGCGGUCGGUGUUGUGUAUCCUGUUACGUAGGAGUUAUAAUACUUCUUUUUUUUCGCAAAUCGAGAUAAUGGCUGCGAUGAACGAACGUAGAGAUUCUUUCUUUCAAUGUGAUAACAAAAUUAUACACCGCGCGAAUUUCUAGAGUGACGAAGAGAGGUUCCUCGAAUUUCGAGAAAUCAUCGUCAGUGUCGUGCGUUGCGAAUCAAAAUGACUGAAGAGACACAGCAAUCCGAGAAUGCUGUGCAAAACGGCAGCUCUGCGCAGAACGAUACGCAAACGAAUUCGUCGGAUGUUAGCAAGACCAAAGACAACAAAAAGGAAAAAUGUCGCCCCAUGACAAAGGUGGUGAUCAGGAGGCUGCCUCCAACAAUGACUCAGGAUCAAUUUUUGGAGCAAGUCUCUCCAUUACCGGAACACGAUUACCUACAUUUCGUGAAAGCUGACAUAUCCCUUGGCCAGUUUGCAUUUUCACGAGCCUACAUUAAUUUCUUAGAGCAGCAGGAUAUUUUUAUGUUUCGGGAGAAAUUCGACAGUUAUGUCUUCGUAGAUUCCAAAGGUGUAGAAUAUACUGCGGUGGUGGAGUUUGCGCCUUUUCAGAGAUUACCGAAGAAGAGGGUGGGCAAGAAAAAGGAUCUGAAAUGUGGCACUAUCGAAAGUGAUCCGUAUUAUAUAAACUUCUUAGAGAGCUUAAAGAAUCAAGAGAUCGAUUCGAGCACAGCUCAAUCGAAAACGGAAUAUUCUUAUCAACCGCCAGACAAUACAGCGAAAAAGAUUAUGACAACCCCAUUGCUUGAGUAUCUAAAGCUACGCAAGCAGGAGAAACAGCGGCUUAGGGAUGAAAAGCGCGAGGAGAGGCGGAGGAGAGACAUAGAACGACGGAGAACCAAAGAUGAUCCUGUUAUUUCUAAGGUUCUAAAGAAUCCAGACUUGGAUAAAGAAUUAAGUAAAGAUGACAAGGAGAAUAAGGAGGAGAGAGAUAAAUUCUCACUAAAAGACUUAAAGAACAGGAACAAAAGAGACGAUAAAGUGAAAGAGAAAUCAUCGCGUGACCGGGAAAUUAAGCCCAUCGCCAAGGGAUACAGAGAGCGCGUUGAUGACAGAAACAAAGACCGGGAAAUCAAGCAACGACGGUACGAUGAGAAGAAGCUUUACGGAAGACGUGACGAAAGAGAGAACGUGAGAGAGGAAAGGAGGCUCGACCUUAAGGAUGACAGAAGAUACGAGACGAAGGAGGAAUUCAGGGAACCCAGGGAGAAAAAGAUGGAGGAGAAACGCGGGAAGAGCUACGAAAAGAUGAGACAAGAGAAGAAAAAGUUAGCAGAAACGAAGAAGCUAAUCGCCGACGCCAACGAAGAGGGCGCGAGCCCGAAGAAAGUAAAGGAGGUGCAAGAGGCCAGCGUUCAGGAGAAGGAAGGCGAGAGUAGCAAAGAACCUAUAUACAACGGAGACGAAUUGAAGCAUGCCAGAGACAACGAAUGUGCGCAACAUAAUACUGCCGAGGAUAGAGUUACAGCGAAUGCGACCCAAGAUUGCCGAGAUAGUACCAAAGAAGGAAAUGGUUCGGCUAAUGCAGAUGCGAGCGACAAGGAAGCAUCCGAAGAGAAAGAGUCGAAAGUUGUAAAGAGGCGUAGCUCGUUGGAGAGUGGCGGUGAAGGCGGUGCGGGUGACGCCAGCUGUUUACGGCGUCACAAGUCUUUAGACGGUGGAGGCCAGAGUAACUUAAAGAACGAGAACGAAGAGAAAGAAAAAGACAAGAAGGACCCGCGAUUGGAACGUAGAAUACGAAAUAAGGAUCGUCCAGCAAUGGAGAUCUACAGACCUGGGAUGGGCAAGUUCAGCAAGCAGCGGCUGGAACGCGAAAAGUCCAACAACGACGAACGAGCGUCCCUUUCGCAAAGUCCCACGCCAAAUCCCGGCGCGUCCGCACCCGCGGGUGGCAAAUCCGGAAAGACCGGCUCAACGGAGGUGCGCUCGAUGACGUUCAAGCGCAGCCUCACUCGCGACGUAGUGUAACGGAGUUUUUUACGCGCUUUUAUCCCGCUCGGAUAUUUACUUCAUCAGUGAUAGACUCGCGCGAACGACGUAAUACGUUUAGUAGCUACGUAUAAUUUUUCCUAUUGUACUGUAUGAAACAUUCGCUGUACGGCAUCGCGUAUUGAAAUAAUCCUGUACGCGUGUACGAACGUUCCACCUGCGAUCUCGUUACACCAUUUUGUUAAUGUUAUUUCUUUCUCUCACCUCGUCUUUUCGUGGAAGUGUAAUCCCCGCGUUUUAUUUUGAAUAAAACUCCAUUACUAUAUUAUUACUAUUA
This is a messenger RNA of Ooceraea biroi (clonal raider ant), 2433 nucleotides long. It is a transcript of the gene Upf3, whose product is annotated as UPF3 regulator of nonsense mediated mRNA decay. The record is from RefSeq and is a predicted model, not a curated record. Gene Ontology annotation, cellular component: cytoplasm; nucleolus. Gene Ontology annotation, biological process: positive regulation of translation; nuclear-transcribed mRNA catabolic process, nonsense-mediated decay. NCBI's taxonomy places the organism in Eukaryota, Metazoa, Arthropoda, Insecta, Hymenoptera, Formicidae. Gene Ontology annotation, molecular function: mRNA binding.